AUGGCGCCGCCGCCGCCGCCUCGGUCCGCCUUCCGCCGCCCGCUCUGGUGCGUCUUCUUCCUCCUGCUGGCGGCGCCAUGUAUCUCCGCGGGAGGUUUCGUCGGGGUGAACUACGGACGGGUGGCGAACAACCUCCCUCCGCCGGCGAAGGUGGUGGCACUGCUCAGAUCCUACGGCGUCACGGAGGUGAAGCUCUACGACGCCGAUCCGGCGGUCCUCUCUGCCCUCUCCAAGUCCGGCAUCGGCGUGGUGGUCGCCCUCCCCAACGAGCUCCUCCCCGCCGCCGCGUCCCGUCCCUCCUUCGCCUUCUCCUGGGUAAAGACCAAUGUCGCCGCCUGGCUUCCGGCUACGCAGAUCCGCGCCAUCGCCGUGGGCAACGAGGUCUUCGCCUCGCCGGCGGCGAAGUCCCUCACCCCGGCGCUGGUUCCGGCAAUGCGGAACCUCCACGCCGCCCUGGUCCGCCUGCGCAUCGACAGCACCGUAAAGGUCUCCUCCCCGAUCGCCCUCACAGCCCUGCAGACCUCCUAUCCCUCCUCCGCUGGCGCCUUCCGCCCUGAUCUGGCAGAGUCGGUGAUGCGGCCGAUGCUGGAUCUACUCAGCGAGACGGGUUCCUUCCUCAUGGUGAACGCCUACCCCUUCUUCGCCUACGCCGGCAACUCCGACGUCAUCUCCCUCGACUACGCGCUCUUCCGGCCCAACGCCGGCGUGGUCGACGCCCAUAGCGGGCUCCGCUACUACAACCUGCUCGACGCGCAGCUCGACGCCGUCUUCGCCGCCGCGAAAGCACUCGGCCACAGCGGCGUGCGGGUGGUGGUCUCGGAGACCGGGUGGCCGUCAAAGGGCGACGCCGGUGAGAACGGGGCAAGCGCGGAGAAUGCCGCGGCCUACAACGGCAACCUCGCGCGGCGCGUCCUGACGGGGAACGCCGGCACGCCGGCGCGGCCCAAUGCGGAGCUCGGCGUGUACCUUUUCGCGCUGUUCAACGAGAACCAGAAGCCCGGGCCGACCUCGGAGAGGAACUAUGGCCUCUUCUACCCUAACGAAGGGAAAGUCUACGACGUGCAGUUCCAGCUUCAUGGGGUCACCGUCAGGAGGGACCAGAAGGGGAGGAGCAGCGGCGGUAGCAGCGGCGGCGGCGGCGGCGGCGGCGACCGCAGCCAUGACCAGGGGAGCGUCUCAGCGAGCUCCGCCGGCGCCGCGGCGGGGGCGUCGUGGUGCGUGGCGGACGCGAAGGUGGGAGCGGAGAGGCUGCAGCAGGCGCUGGACUAUGCCUGCGGAGAGGGCGGUGCCGACUGCGCUGCCAUACAGCCGGGGGAGGCCUGCUACAGCCCGAACACCUUGGAGGCGCACGCGUCGUUCGCCUUCAACAGCUACUACCAGAAGCGCCGCCGCAGCGCCGGGACCUGCGACUUCCAGGGCGCCGCCAUGGUCGUCAGCCAGCCCCCGAGUGAGUUCCUCCGCCAUGACCAUCUUCUUCCUCCGGCUUCUCUUUCUUUCUGUUCGAUCAAAUGCCUAGCAGAAGACGACCAACCUGAUCAGCGCAUUCACUGGCAGACAGACAGUGAGGCCAAAGAUCCUGCAAGAUCUCCUUUUUAG
Messenger RNA from Spirodela intermedia, 1596 nucleotides. Lineage: Eukaryota; Viridiplantae; Streptophyta; Magnoliopsida; Alismatales; Araceae. The record is from the annotation of a GenBank genome assembly.